CUCUGUCGCCUGUUUGCGCCUUCUGAUCGCGUUCGUUCCGCUCCAUGAAACCACUUUGCGAGUCUGUAGCGGAUUUUCAGUUCAGGUUUCUGUUCAUCGAAGGAGGGUUGAAGUGAGAGGCGACUGUACUGUGUUCUGAUAAAUCCAUCCGAAAGUUUCAUUCUUCAAUCGGCCCGGUCUCCAUCAACAUGUCGACGCUGCCCAAGCAACUACGAGACGAGAGUGAUUUUGACCAGCUUCCUGACAUUCCCAUCAGUGCCACCAUCGCAGACAUUGAGGAGAAAAAGGGCUUCAUCGACUAUUAUCGUUUUGUGAUGGAGGUAAGGACCAGAGGUGGUAGUAAGUACCUGAUAUACCGGAGGUACAGCCAGUUCUUCAACCUGCACAGUGACCUGGAACUGAAGCAUUCACCUGGAGACCAGGGCACAUCUGGACCUAACACCUGCAGGCUGCCCACCCUGCCUGGUAAAGUGUUCAUUGGCAAUAAGAAGGAGAUUGCAGAGAAUAGAAUUCCAGAACUCAACACUUAUAUGAAGAGAUUGCUGGGCCUGCCUACCUGGGUUCUAUUGGAUGACGACAUCAGGAUGUUUUUCUACCAGACUGAGUCAGACAGUCAGCACCAACCACGAGCCCUGCGUGGCCUCCGGCCCCCCUACAC
Messenger RNA from Oncorhynchus gorbuscha (pink salmon), 658 nucleotides. Its product is annotated as neutrophil cytosol factor 4-like. Gene Ontology annotation, molecular function: superoxide-generating NADPH oxidase activator activity; phosphatidylinositol binding. Lineage: Eukaryota; Metazoa; Chordata; Actinopteri; Salmoniformes; Salmonidae. The record is from RefSeq and is a predicted model, not a curated record. Gene Ontology annotation, biological process: superoxide anion generation.